This is a messenger RNA of Rubroshorea leprosula, 1968 nucleotides long. The record is from the annotation of a GenBank genome assembly. NCBI's taxonomy places the organism in Eukaryota, Viridiplantae, Streptophyta, Magnoliopsida, Malvales, Dipterocarpaceae.
GUAUGUUUAUCUCUCAACUUCACCAGCUUCUGUUGGUGUAGAAACGGCAUGUCAGAGACAGGCUCCAGUUCUCGAAACGCAGCUUUUCCGGUGGAUCCCACUGACCGCCUCCCGCUCUCCUCCUCAGAUCCGAGGCCAUCCCGGCCGCCCCGGACCGAUCCAAUUCGUCCAUCGACUGGCUGCCGGACUUCGCCGGAUACUCAUGGGUGGCAUACGGGUCCUCUUCUCUUCUCGUGAUUACUCACUUCCCUUCCCCUUUGUCUCAAGAAGAAACCUCAAUGGCCCCAUUUUCCGCCAAGUUUUCGAGCUAUCUGCUGAUCCUGUCACCGCUGUUUUUUGGUCUCUAGUCACGCCGUCCACCGGCGAGCUCGCAGCCUCCUCCGGAAACUCUAUCUUCGUAGUUUCUCAUGACUCCGCAAGCUCAAAUUGCAAAGAAUGCUGUACUUGAACAAUGUACAAAUGUUCAGGCAAUUGAAUGGACGGUAUCAGGGGAUGGGAUAGUUUCUGGUGGAAUCGAGGUUGUUUUGUGGAAAAGGAGGAGCAAAUCCUGGGAAAUAGCUUGGUAAUUCAAACCGGAACUGCCACAAAAUCUAGUUUCUGCUACCUGGUCUAUUGAAGGACCUUCAGCUACUGCAGCUUGUUGGAAGGAAUCACAAAUUGAAGAGUCUAGUGAGCUAAACAAAUGUGUUUUUGUUUGUUAUGGUGAUGGGAGCUCUGCAAAAGCCGUGCUGCGUCAUCCUCAACCCAUCUCAAUGGUUCAGUGGAGGCCAUCCUCAGGGAGACAAUCAUUUAGGGAUGCUAAACAUCUACCAAGGCACAUAUUACUUACAUGUUGCUUAGAUGGAAUUACGAGGUUAUGGUGUGAGAUAGAUGGUGGAAGAGUUAAAAAGGCUGGGAAGGAAAGAGCUACUGAUUGGAAAAGCAACAGGCGAUCUUUUUGUGUUGCUGCUGUAAUCGAGAUAAAUCAAGCCUUGAAUGGAUUCCUAGGAGCAGAUAUAUCUUUGACAUGGGCAAUAGAAAUUGGUGAUAUAAUUAAAAACAGUGAAGGAACUAAUCAAAUUUUCACUAUGCGAGGAUAUAAGCAUGACAUGGCUGUUAGAUGUGAAUGGUUAAUUGGGGUUGGUCCUGGAAUGUUGGUCACUUUCUGGGCUAUCCACUGUCUUGAUGACAUUUCGCCAAUGAGGUUUCCUCGAGUAACAUUGUGGAAGAGGCGAGAAAAGCCUGGAAGUUGGAUUGUCAAAUUUGAAAGGCCUCUUGCUUCUUAAGAAGGCUUUUAUAAUGAGGAAUUGCUUGUCUGGACCACCAACUUUAUGCUCUUUGCUCUAGUUAUUAGCAUGUAAAUCUCUGUCCUGGUCUUUGUUGUAUACAAAAAAAUCAAAUGAUGCUGUGGAUGCAUCUCUUAAUGAAUCUAGAGCAGAGAACUUCUUAUCACAUUCAGUAUGUGGUGUUUUAAAUAUGGAUGGUCAUACUGGAAAAAUUUUGCAAGUUUCUGUACAUCCUUAUGUUAGUGAAGUUCAAUUGCUGUUUCUUUGGAUGCUAGUGGGCUGCUGCUGUUUUGGUCAUUAUCUUCCAUCUCCAACAGUAUUCUUGGCCUUCCAGCAUUGAGUUCCACCUGGAAAAUUUGUGGAAAACUUGCAACUGAUGGUUCAUGUUCUAAAUAUACAAGCUUGAGUUGGGCACCUUCAGUAUUGCAUGAAGAUCGAGUUCUUUUUAUGGGACAUUCUGGUGGAAUCAACUGCUUUAUGGUAAAGAUUUCUAAAAGUGAAGAAAAUGAUGUAACAUGUCACUAUGUAUGCACUAUGCCUUUUACUGGUCAAGGUCCUUGUGAGGAUAGACCGGCUGAAAUCUAUUCAAUACCAUUGUCCCUGUCCUGUAAAGAAACAUUCACCUAUAAUAGAUUUAUGCUUUUGGGAAUUUGGAUCAGAGGAUUUCGGGCUCUAUGCUGGGAAAUCAACAUUCAUUCUUAUG